Molecule: messenger RNA, 2735 nt
Organism: Opisthorchis viverrini
Lineage: Eukaryota; Metazoa; Platyhelminthes; Trematoda; Opisthorchiida; Opisthorchiidae
Exons: 13
Coding region: 1-2262 (753 amino acids)
Biological process (GO): intracellular calcium ion homeostasis; store-operated calcium entry; activation of store-operated calcium channel activity
Cellular component (GO): plasma membrane; endoplasmic reticulum
Molecular function (GO): calcium channel regulator activity; calcium ion binding; protein binding
Source: RefSeq, a predicted model, not a curated record
AUGCCGGCUCCCCAUCAUCGAUCUCUUGAAUCCACCUGCAAUGUUUUUGCUAGUCCAUGUCCACUUUUUGCGGGCGACUUGAAAUCCUGGAGUUCCAAUGCCAGUGCCCCCAAAAUGGAUGUAGACGCUGCCAAGCAGUGGUCGUUGGACUGGCACCUUCCUCUGAAUGAUGAAAAGUGCGUCCAUAUGUCGUUUGGAGGGGAUUCAGCGAAUGCCAUUUUUAUGCAUGGCGAAAAGGGACCAGAAAACAUCAUGAGGAUGGAUGCCAAUAAGGAUUUGGGCAUCUGGGUCUCCUCAAACUUGUCCUUCUCACUGCACCAUGAGAAAUCGGCCCAAAAGGCAUUCGCCAUUUUACGGAUGAUCCGACGCAUCUUCUCCCGUAUUACUCGCGUGGACUUCCAAAUACUCUACGGGGCCUACGGUCGCGAAAAGUGCGGACAAACCGCUCAGCAACUGAGCCUGGUUGAUCCGGAUGUUAGACUAAUUUAUCAGAAUCGUCUUUUGGAGUCUGCUCCACCAUCAUAUGUGAAUUCCUACUGGGAUGAGAUCACCACCUCUUUGCACAUUGCUGGGGCCUCUGCUUGUGGCACUUCUGAAAUAUGCGAUUUGACUGACGACCUCACCACUUGUUAUAAGAAAUUCUUGUCUUUCGAAGGCAUCGGGAACAUACACAAGCAGAUUGAUGGUGACAAUAAUGGACAUGUGGACUCGUCUGAGGCAGCUAGCUUUGUCAGAAAAGAAUUCAGCCCAGCGGAUUCAGCGCAGAAUCCACGUUCAUUAACCAAAGAAGAUCCGUAUGUCAGCCUCAGCGACCUUUGGGCGAUGUGGCGUAGAAAUCCAGCUUUCGGUUGGUCUGUUAAACAAACCGUACAGUGGCUCUGUGACGUCGUCCAUCUUCCCCAGUAUUCUGAUAUAUUCGUGAGGCAUUCGGUUGACGGGAAGACCCUUCCGCUACUUGCCAUGCAGAACAUGAGCUAUCUGACCGAUGUGUUGAUGAUAAGAAAUCCGAUCGAUAAGAGGAAGCUAAUGUUGAAAGCUCUGGAUGCCAUUUUGUUCGGUUCUCCAACAAAACCUCAGCUCCUGCCUUCACCGCUGACUACCGCAGUCUUUGGAAUUAUGUCGCUCGUCAUCCUUGGACUUUCCCAUUGGUUCUAUACCCGACUUUCAGACGUCAAAAGUGGUCCGAAUUCCGGUAGUCCAGCUUUCAACGAACGAACCCUAAAGGAACUUCAGUCUCGCCUGGACGAUCUGGAACAACUUCAAUACAGGUUAAAUAAUCGUGAACAAGGAGCUCAAUUUAGUUCACUCCAUUCGCAGCUGCCUAUGAGCCCUUCUUGGUCUGAGCUUCCGAAAUUUCGAAGUCGGUCAUUGGCAAGCAAACCAUGGGCAAUGUUGCCUAUCGAUUCUGGGUCGCCUCCAAAGUCCUACUCAGAACGCUUUCAAAGUCGUCAAGAUCUGGAGAAGAGAACCAGCACCGGAGAGGAAACAAAUAGACCUCCUUCGACUGACCUCGACAGGAAUGAUACAAACUCCACAUUGCUCGAUCCGGAUUUCCCCCGCGUUACGAGUCGAACGAGCAUAACUGAUUUCGAUGGAUGCUCCUCCGUUGCGCUGCAACUUUGGUUGCAGCUUACCUACGCUCUUGAGGAAGAACAGUACUUGAAUAGGAAAACACAGGCAGAACUGAAUUUGAAUUCUGCGCGUCAGGCGUGUAACCGGCUUCAUCGAAAGCGGUUUCAUGUCCUUGGUCCGGUCCGGUUGCUGUAUUCCGACAGCCUCGGAGAGCUUGAAUUCAAGCUGAUGCGAGCGAAGUGUGACCUAGAGCAUUUGGAGCGAGAGCUUCAGGAACGCACACAUCGCUGGAUUCAAAUUGAGUCGCUUACUGGAAUCCAAAUACGAAACCAUCCUGGCAUUGAGAAGAUUCGUAAAUCACUGGUUUCACUACAGCAACCAGAACUAGAUCUGCCGGACACCAAACCGCCCAGUAGUUCUUCUAUAGUUUCUUUCGAACUUGGCCCACCCACCACCACUGAUUCGGCCUGCGUGGAGCAGUCACGCGAUCCGUUGCAUAAUAGAAUGUCCAUCCCGGACGUUGUGAACCUCGUCCUUGAGUCCCGUGGUGGAAGCAGGAGCGCUCUAUAUGGAAAGAUGCAUUCAAGCAGCAAGGCUUCUGCGAGUGAUUCCUCCGUACGUCCGUUCGCAACUCUCUGGCGUCGGAAGGCAGGAUUUCGCAUGGAGAGUAAUACUCCCAAACAACCGUGAGGGGCAUUUAUUGUUCAGCUGCACUUAGUUCUCGCAAUAUCAUUUGUUGUUAGCGUUGGCAUUGUGUUGGGACAAAAUUUCACCAUUCUGUAUCACUGUUCCACGGACCCCCUCACGUGAAGUCGCUUAUGGGACCGCUAUGUUCGAGAUUCUCUGCCUCUGUUCUCAGUUCGCCCGAUCUCAAAUAGUCCCUUUUUGGUUCCAACAUGCCGCCACAUACACAUUUGUGAUAAAUGUUGUCUGAUCCCGUUUUCUUUAUAUCUGAUCCUCCUCCCCCCACUUUUCCCUUGGUGUUGGUCUCUAAAUAGCGUUUUAUUUGAACGACUUUCCUCCGUACUUUGCCGGUUACCUUCUCUUAUUUUCGGUAGGCUGUGAGCUGGUCUCUCCUCCUACAUUUGUUCUACCCAAAAAGACAUGUGAAUCUUCAGACUUGUGCUUUAGUCAUUUUGGUCUGGUUUAUCAGUACAUCUUUG